This is a messenger RNA of Sebastes umbrosus (honeycomb rockfish), 1579 nucleotides long. It is a transcript of the gene dennd10, whose product is annotated as DENN domain containing 10. NCBI's taxonomy places the organism in Eukaryota, Metazoa, Chordata, Actinopteri, Perciformes, Sebastidae. Bases 162 to 1217 code for a protein of 351 amino acids. The record is from RefSeq and is a predicted model, not a curated record. Gene Ontology annotation, biological process: protein transport; regulation of early endosome to late endosome transport. The transcript is spliced from 10 exons. Gene Ontology annotation, cellular component: late endosome. Gene Ontology annotation, molecular function: guanyl-nucleotide exchange factor activity; small GTPase binding.
UCCUCCUGACCCGGAAGAAGGAAGAGAUUUCGCAAACAGAGGAAAGUCUGUUGACAGAAGAAAUCACACCUGAGUUUUAACACCUUUUACCGUCUUAUUAAAGCCGUCCAGCAUCGCAUUCAGCUACUUUGGACUCAGCAGGAGCUCUCAAGGUAUGGAACAUGGCAGCACCUGAAACACAGUUUAUGUUAAGCGUCGGACUAAUCGAGAAAGAUGUGAAUGGAGACACACUGUGGGUGUGGUGCUAUCCCUCUGUGGGCUCAGACUUGAGGCAAGUCCUGCUCAGCAAGUGCUGUCUGACAAAGGACAGCCGGGAUUUCCACACCUUUGUGUUUGGUCAGUUCUGUCGCACCUGGUACUACAUCACCACAGCGGAGGUGCAGGAACCUACAGCACUAAACAAGGUCACUCAUUUUUCAAUAGUUGUUACAGCAAAAGACUUCAAUCCUGAGAAGUAUGCUGCACUCAGUAGAAUACUCUGCAGGAUGUACAUCAAACAUGGCAGCCCAGUGAAGAUGAUGGAGGCUUACGUCACCGUCCUCACCAAAGGAAUUUGCCAGAGUGAUGAAAACGGCUCAUUUCUAAUUAAGGACUACGAUGUUCGGAAAGCGUACUUGGCUGGUUCAGUCAAAGAUGUGGUGUCUCAGUUUGGUAUGGAGACGAUCAUCCUGUAUACCGCUCUCAUGCUGAAGAAGAGGAUCAUUGUUCAUCAUCCUCGGAUUGAAGCAUUGUUGGAGUUUACAAGAGUUUUGCCGACUCUGACGUGGCACAGGAAAGACUGGUCCAUCGUGCACCCGUAUGUGCAUCUGACUGAUACUGAGCUAGAGGAUCUCAAGAGAUGCCCCGGAUAUGUAGCAGGGUUUGUAGAUCCUGAAGUGAGCAACAGGUCGGACUUGUUUGAUGUGUAUGUGAACCUCCCAGACAGCGUCAUCACAGUAUCCCAGAGCGCCAAAGAGGCCAUGGCGAUGGGGAAGCUGCACAAGGACAUUGGUCACCUCAUCGUCCAAUCUGCUGAGGACGCUGAGAGGUCAGACAGUCAGGUCAUUAAGGAUAUUUCUGUCAAGACAAAAGAGAUCCUUGCCAACUUGGUGGCCCUGGCCGACGAGUGUGAAGACUCUAAAAUCACACUGGAAGGUUUAAAGCAGCAUCAUUUCCCUCCGGCGACGGAGAACUUCCUCUUUCAUUUGGCAGCUGCCGAGCAGCUCUUACGGAUAUAAACCUGUUUUUAGACGCCGUGCUGCAGGAUGACGUUACCGUCAAACAGCACGGACUCUAGCUGUGCUGUUCUGUAUAUAUUUGCAAUAAUUGAAAUGAAAGGCUUGUGCACACUCACUGUUACCAUGUGAGUGUGCACAAGACACUUUCUCACAGUGAUCUUUACGUGACGUAGGAAAGUGUCACCAGCACUGUUGUGCUAAUAUGUGACAUGACUCACAUCUUGUACCGAUACCAAUUUAAUUGCCAACAAAUCCUAUGAAAAGACCAAAAACAGGUGAAUUGAUCCUAUGAAGUAUUGACUGUGUAUCCAAAAGCAAAAAAUCUUAUUCCUUUGAGCUCCAUUUUGGUCAUUUAAAAAAAA